Messenger RNA from Geodia barretti, 1840 nucleotides. NCBI's taxonomy places the organism in Eukaryota, Metazoa, Porifera, Demospongiae, Tetractinellida, Geodiidae. The record is from the annotation of a GenBank genome assembly.
CUCUAUAAUGGCGACCUCUGACUUGCUCUUUCUUCUUCUGUUCGCUGCUCUGACCCUGGAUCUGCGUACCGCAGGGUCGUCGUGUCCAGCUCACUCGGAAGACGGUGGCCGCGGAGGGAUAAACGUCCGCCCGGACGGCGAGCCAGCGAGCGAGUUUCCCUGCACCGAGGCAACGUGGAACCGGGAAGAGUUGCGAGAAGAAAUAAGGUACAUCCUCAAAACCAAGGAAAAGAAGUUUAUACGGUUCAGAGCUCCGGUGAACAACUACGCGCAUCCACGACUCGACUUCGCAACCAACAACGCACGCAAGAGGAACGGAACCGAGCUCAUUACGUGGAUUUGGGUUGCUGGUAAGUUCGGCUAUCUGCUCUACUACCCGCAGAAUUUCCAGACGCUUUCCCUGGGCACUACUGACGUCGUAGCCGAAAACAUGGAGGAGGACGAGAUACGCGUAAACUGUAACGGUUGCGGAGAAGGCGUCGCGUGCGGUGUGGGUUUCUACGAGCUAAUGGAAGUGAUAGAGUCAGAGGCAAAGUCCCACGGAGUGGAAUGGGAUCACUUGUGUGUGGAGGCAGACAAUGGAGUGUUGGAUAUCGUCAGACCCUAUCCCCUGGAACAGGAUCUGGCUAUGCUCAACACCAGAAACUUUGCCCUCCCAGAUAUCCUCUACCAGUCUCGCUUUCUCAAGUUCUUCUUUUCUCGCUGCUCUCUUCUCUCGCUUGCAUGCAAAAAUGUGACAAACUACUUUUGCUAUCGUAGCGAUGGUAGCUGCUCAAUUAAAGAGCUUCUAAGUCACUACCCAAAGAUCAUCUACCUCUCAGUUUUGCUCUGGAUGUUCAUUCCUCUCCUGGUUAUCUACCUUCCGAGCUCGAAACCAGUCCACUCUGUGACUCACAUCCCUGACAUGUUCCCCACUCACAAGGUCCCGGUGUAUCUGGGCCGCUACAUCAAGAACUGUCUUUGUUACCAUACCACUGUAGCUCACGAUAACGGACCGAUGCUUAUCCGAUUACGAAGAGCACUAGGUUUUUUCCUACUUUCCGCUCUGUCGUUUCGUUUCCUGUUCUUGCCUGCCUACCAACCAUUUUCGUUCAUAGUGUUUGCACUGUUUUUGACUGCCGUCAGUUGGCCCCAACACCUCAGUGUGUACAUCAGACCUGAAGUUCCAGUCUAUUUCCCUCUCUUCAUGGAACCCUAUCCAGAUGGCAUGGUGAGACUGCGCGGAAGUCGACAGAAUAGCAUCGAGUACCAGCGAUUGGCCUACGUCAUGUUAGAGAGAAUGUACCUCCCUUUCGACCGCAAGUUUUGGGGCCAUGUCUGCAAAAACAGUUUCAAAGGUUUCCACAUGUGCUUCAACCAGCAAGCACCAGUGUUCUUUCCCAUCUGGCUCUGCGGGGUUAUUAUCAAUAUUUUGGUGGGGAUUAUCACCGUAUCUCUGUCUGUUUUGAUAGUGUUGACAUACUUUAUCGUCCCACUCCCAUACUUUGCUAAGGAGCUUUUCCUGGCGGUUAAAUCUGGGGUUUACCAACACUCCCAUCUUGUCUGGACUUCCCAAAACAGCCCGACCAUAUUGAAACUCUUUCAAACUCUUCCUCUGUUUUCUACUGACUGAGGUCACCAUCUUUACCUACCUCGGUGCCAGCAUUGCAGCCGACAUUGUUUUCCACUACAUUGUUCUGUUGGUUGCCUUUGUCUCCACUGUCUAUGCAAUAGUCCACUCCAUUCACAAGCAAUACUCUAGCAUUCUCAAAGACGUCGUCCAAAUCAUGGAAAAUGAUUCCGAGAUUGGGUAUAUCAAAUCCCAGAUCCAAAUACGAAGAAUGAGGAUUUCGCUACACAA